UCAGAGAGCAGGAAGGAAGCCGAGCUGCUCUCACUUCGUGUUCUGUGGGGUGGCUGCAAAUCUGACCUCAUUAACUCAGGAGCGCUCAGAGGGACCCGAAAAUGACCGCCCAAACUCCCCCUGAGCCCCCCAAAUGCUGCUGCUUCAACAUCAAGACAGCAACAGUGGCCCUGGGGAUCUUCCACAUGGUCAUGAGUGUCCUGCUGCUGAUCGAGUAUUCCCUGGAGGUGGCCAACGGAAAGGGCUUCUGCAAAGACCAGGACAAGGAUUACUACAGAAUUGCUGAUAUCACCACCAGUUUCCUGCUGAUCCUCAUGUUGUUUGUCAUCAGCUUCCACCUCCUGCUCGGGGUGCUCAAGAAGAGGGAGCGGCUCCUGAUCCCCUUCCUGGCUCUGCAAGUCAUCGAUUUCCUCCUCAGCCUCCUGACCAUGUUCAGCUCCUACAUCCAGGUGCCAGUGAUCAUCUCCGUGUCCUCCCUGGGCCACACGCAGGGCCACUCCAGGACUCCCCUGCUGGCGCUGCAGCUGCUGGAUUUCUGCCUGAGCAUCCUCACCCUGUGCAGCUCCUACAUGGAGGUGCCCACCUACCUCAGCCUCAAGCCUGUGGACAGUGGGGGCUCUUUGCCAGCCCUGGAGAAGCUGCCAGCAGAGGAAUAUGCCAAAGUGAUGAUCACCUUCACCGUCGCCUUCGUGGCUGUGCUCAUCCUCAAGGCCUACAUGUUCAAGUGUGUCCUGAGCUGCUUUAAAUUCAUCAGAGCCAGCAGGAGGGAGGAGGUGAAAGUGGAGCCACACACAGUGGAAAAGGCCAUGCUGCCGUCCUAUGAGGAAGCCCUGAAAUUGCCUUCCAAGGAUGGUCCCCCUCCCUACGUGGCCAUCUGAGCCCAGCCCGGGGAGAGCUGACCCUGGGUGCUACUGGUGCCUCCCCAGCAGAGCCCCAGUCCCCACCCAGAGCAGUUCCCAGCCUUUUCCAGCCACAUCUGCCAGGGAUCUGCUGGAGUCUUGUUCCUCCCCGGCACCCCAAAUUCCUGACCCUAGCACCUCAAAUUCCUGGUUCUGACACCUCCAUUUCCUGACUCUGGCACCCCAAGUUCCUGACCCUGGCACCUCGAUUUCCUGGUUCUGCUACCUCCAUUUCCUGACUCUGGCACCCCAAGUUCCUGACUCUGGCACCCCAAUUUCCUGACUCUGGCUCUGUUUGCCCUCCCUGGAAUUUGGGAUUUGGCAGCUGUGGGUGCAGGGCUGGCCUGAGCCCUGCCAGCUUUGCUCUGUGCCAUGGUGGCUCUCUGGCUCAGCAGGGACACCUUGAGGAAGUGGGAUUAAAGGAUUGUCCUGGUUGAGGGCAACUUGGGAGAGAAACUUCUAAAGGGGUUUCUUCUAGAAAAACAAAUUCAAGUGGUUCCUCCCCUAACUGGUUCAGGGAAAAGAUUUCCUUGGAGAAAAGUGAAAAAAACCCUAUUUAUUUAAUAGGCAAAGCAUUCAUCAGCACAAAAAAGGAACAAUAUUAAACAAUAAAACUUCUUGCUGCUCCAAAAGAGAUGACAAAUUCAAAAAAUCCCCUCUGUGGGCUGUAGCUUGGCUCACUCAGUGUCUUAUCAGUCCCUCUGGACAAAAUGGGAAAUGGAAAUGUUCCAUGGAAAUGGAAAAUGUUCCAUGGGACAUGGAAAUCCCAUGUCAAGCUACCACAGGGAUGAACAGGGAAGGAAUUUUCUCUGGGAUAACCCAGCCCUGCAGGCUCCACCAGCCAGAAUUCCUACAGCAAAGGGAUCAGCCAAAAAUCCCCCAGGAAUUUCAGCCCUCACCCUGUCUGCUUGUGGUGAUUGACACAACCCAGAAUAUCCAGGUCUGCUGUUUCACACCUGAGUGAGUGCAUUUUUCUGUUCUUUUAUGUCACUUGGAAGACGAGUUUCGAUUAAAAUAAAAAUGUUAAUGGCUUCCAAA
Molecule: messenger RNA, 1937 nt
Organism: Haemorhous mexicanus (house finch)
Lineage: Eukaryota; Metazoa; Chordata; Aves; Passeriformes; Fringillidae
Gene: LAPTM5
Product: lysosomal protein transmembrane 5
Exons: 8
Coding region: 102-878 (258 amino acids)
Cellular component (GO): lysosomal membrane
Source: RefSeq, a predicted model, not a curated record